This is a messenger RNA of Polyodon spathula (Mississippi paddlefish), 2777 nucleotides long. RefSeq names its product LIM homeobox transcription factor 1, beta b (gene lmx1bb). The transcript has 8 exons. Gene Ontology annotation, biological process: regulation of transcription by RNA polymerase II; neuron differentiation. The coding region runs from base 509 to 1714 and encodes 401 amino acids. The record is from RefSeq and is a predicted model, not a curated record. NCBI's taxonomy places the organism in Eukaryota, Metazoa, Chordata, Actinopteri, Acipenseriformes, Polyodontidae. Gene Ontology annotation, molecular function: DNA-binding transcription factor activity, RNA polymerase II-specific; RNA polymerase II transcription regulatory region sequence-specific DNA binding. Gene Ontology annotation, cellular component: nucleus.
CCUCAAUCUCGGUUUUGAACUGUGCAGUGAGCAAGACGCACCAUGGCACGCUAACUUCAGAACGCACUUUGGAACGCUUCGGAUCGCCUUUCCUGGAUAUACAGCUGCUUUGAUUCCUUUCCUCGAGUCCGCUACGACUUCAUAAAACUGCUGGAUUGAACUGAAGCCACUCUGUCUCUGUUAAAACAAAAACCAAAAACAAACAAACACUCAAAAAAAAAAAAAAAAAAAAAAACAAAGACGGUGCUCUUCCUCGUUCUAUUUUAGCAAGAAAAAAAAACUAUAACUACACAGGUGACAACAGUAUUACUUUAUGCAAGGUUGUGACGCGACGUGGUAUCUUACCCAACUGCUCUGAAUCAAACCGAGUUGUAUGUAUAUGUAGAUAUAUAAAGACUUCUUGUUGGUGUUUAGUAGGGCAACACGUCAUUGUGCAUGUAUGCUGGCGGGGUAGUAAAUGCUUGUUAGAGUGCUCGGGAGAGGACAAGUCUUCUGACUAUAUCUUGUUAUGGAUAUUGCAACAGGUCCCGAGUCCUUGGAAAGGUGCUUUUCACGCAGAGCGCGCUCAGACUGCUGGAAGAUGCUGGACGGCAUUAAAAUGGAAGACCAUGCUCUACGUUCGGGACCCGCCACUCUAGGCGUGCUGCUCGGGUCAGACUGCCAUCCCCAGUCAGUGUGUGAGGGCUGCCAGCGGCCGAUCUCGGAUCGCUUUCUGAUGAGGGUGAAUGCAUCUUCAUGGCAUGAGGAGUGUUUGCAGUGCGCGGUGUGUCAACAAUCCCUCACCACCAGCUGUUACUUCCGGGAUCGAAAACUGUACUGCAAGCACGACUACCAACAGCUGUUUUCCACCAAGUGCAGCGGUUGCUUGGAGAAGAUCGCUCCGACCGAGUUCGUGAUGAGAGCGCUGGAGUGCGUCUAUCACCUAGGCUGCUUCUGCUGCUGCGUUUGUGAGCGGCAGCUCCGGAAAGGGGACGAGUUCGUCCUGAAAGAGGGGCAGCUGCUCUGUAAAAGCGACUACGAGAAAGAGAAGGACUUGCUGAGCUCCGUGAGCCCGGACGACUCCGAUUCAGUUAAAAGCGAAGAUGAAGAUCUGGAUAUAAAGCCAGGCAAGGGAUCAGGAGGUCACGGAAAGGGUAGCGACGAUGGCAAAGACCCAAGGAGACCAAAACGACCCAGGACGAUACUGACAACGCAGCAGAGGAGGGCUUUCAAAGCCUCGUUCGAAGUGUCUUCUAAACCCUGCAGAAAGGUUAGGGAAACUCUGGCAGCUGAAACUGGCCUCAGCGUUCGUGUGGUUCAAGUUUGGUUUCAGAAUCAGAGAGCAAAGAUGAAGAAGUUGGCAAGGAGGCAGCAGCAACAGCAAGAGCAGCAAAACUCCCAGAGACUGGGUCAAGAAGUAAUGUCCAAUAGGAUGGAGGGGAUGAUGAGCUCCUACACGCCUCUGGCACCCACUCAGCAGCAGCUUGUAGUAAUGGACCAGAACGGGUACAGCACCGACCCGUUUCAGCAAGGGCUGACUCCUCCGCAGAUGCCGGGGGACCACAUGAACCCAUAUGGGAACGAUUCGAUUUUCCAUGACAUCGACAGUGACACGUCCCUAACCAGUCUGAGUGACUGCUUCCUCGCUUCCUCCGAGGCAAACUCCAUGCAGGCGAGAGUGGGGAACCCGAUCGACCGGCUGUACUCCAUGCAGAACUCGUACUUCGCUUCAUGAGAAACAGGAGGGCCAAACCCGCUGUGACUCUUCAGUGAUGAAAAAGAAAAAAAAUGUACAGCCAGAUAUUUUUCAAGCUUUGCCUCAUUAAAGAAAACUAACCCUAACCUCUUCCACUGGGUCCUUGGCAAAGAGGAAUUUUCCAAGAAGACUUUAAACGUGACGCCGCAUCAGCUUCCUCUGAACAGGACAGGAGCCAAGAAGCACGGGUGUUUUAAACUACAGCAGCUUUCAAACAAACAAAAACACGUUUUUAUAGAAUCUCAUCUCUGUAUGACAUUUGUAUAUGACUCUCUGAAAACUAGGAUUUCUUCCUCUCCUUGAGCGACACAAAAAUACAAGCCACUGAUUUUUAAACAUCAGUUGACCAAAUAACGUAUUCGAAGGUCAGGGCAGGGAUUGGAUUCCCCCGCCUUUUUGCAUGACACCAUCUUUAUUAACAAAAACAAAAUCAUAAAACAAACAAAACCUAUUAACUUGUGAAAUGUUGCAAUGUAAACGUGGUGAUUGGACUUCAUGUUUUCUUUAUUAUGUUCGGCAUAAACAUUUUUAGAUCACCUUGUUAGUUUUUAGCCCUUAAAAUGUGUGGUAUUUAAAAAAAAAAAAAUAAAAAAAAAAAGGUAAGAGAACUAAUUUUGGAGGUCAUUGGUGUACGGUUCAAUGUAUUUAAGUGGAAACGUUUCCAACGUUGCUGUGCGUGUUAAUAUUGGAGGCUUUCUGUUUAUUUAGCUACAACACAUGCCCAAAGGUGCUUCAAAAGAUUUUAAAAAAAGCUUUAUUUAAUAUGAAUAAUAAUAAUAAUAAUAAUAAUAAUAAUAAAAUCCCAAUGUAAAGUAGUAAACAUAUUAUCUUUUAACUUGUAUGUCAAUUGAUUAUGAAAUUAAAACUAGUGUUUUGUUUUUUUUAAAGACUAGGCUGUAAAUCAGCGUAAUUGUGCUAUUUAUUUGUUACAAGCUCACUGAGACAUUGUUAAGAAUGCAUUUUUAAUGCGAGAAUUUGCUAAAUUACCAAAGUUUUGUUGGUACCAAUAAAUAAACUCUUAAAGACUAAAUGACCCCCCCUU